GGGUGUGAGUGAGGAAUUGGAGUAAGAUGGCUGCUAGAGGAGGGUGAUCUUGAAUCAGGAACGUUAGUGGAGCAUUCAGGAAAAUCUGAAAGACAGACACUGAUAACAGCGUCCCAGGUCGGUGGAUUUGGGGUGAGCGGUUGUGCAUCGGAGACUGGGACCGCAGGGGACACUUGACAGGAGAGUGUUCUGUUAUGCACAGUGCCAAGGGAAAUCAAGGUGGCAGAAAAUAAACAGAAAACACUGCAAAUCCACCAGGAGCUGACUGCCAAACAGAAGGGGACCAUGUGCAAAGCUGUCGCUUCACCUUGAUCACAAGGCAUGAUGGAGUGAUCUUUUAACUUCCUGACACCCCUCCCUUCUCCCAAAAAGAAAACCUGAAAAUGGGGUUUUAAAUAUAAGGCUGAAGGGGUAUUCAGAGAAAACUUGAAAAACCCUUCCAAUAGCAGAGGAUGGCACACGAAGGAGCAAUACUGAUUCCCUGGUUUCAGCACAGCAUUUUUCCACAUUUCUCCAGUAAGCCGUUCUGAUGUCCUGAAGUACACUGGCCUGGCUUUCGAGACGGCAGGAUGCAGGUGUUCCUCCAGCACCUCCAAGGCUUGUGGUCUUACAUGGAGCUGCCUUGGCUGCAGACUGGAUGACAGUGUCAACAGGGAGACUUGUUAGGUCAGCGCAGGGGAUCCCUAACUGAGGAGAAGAGGCUCUGUUGUGCGGGGUGAAGAAGUUUGCUUCACGUGGGAAUAAAGACUGCCUCUUGGGUUCUACUGAGUUUCCCCUUCCCCUCCCCUUCUUUCCCUCCCUUCCUCCCUCCUAUCCCCCGGUUCCCCCCCCUACUCACCCUUGGCUGUGACCUUUCACCACCCCCACCCACCACCCCAUUCCAUGUGCCUUACCCCUGACCCCUGAACUCUGACCUUGGUAGACAGGAUGAGCUGGCUGAGCCGCUUAAACCCACGAGGACCCGGGAAUCGGGCCAGUCGGAAUCCAGUGCCAUCGAGCCCUGUCACAGCUGACCCAGAGACCUGUCUCAUGGUGUUUCAGAACCACUGGCGGCAGGUGUCCUGGAUCUUGGAGCAGCGAGAGGCCUCUAUAACAGGUGCGGCAGACGAGCUGACUGCUGUGCGGAACAACACAGACCAGAUGCUGUGCCUGCUGGCGGAGGAGCGUCCGAGCGAGCAAGGGGGCAUGGGGCCCAUCCUGGAGCUGGUGGUGUCCGAGAACAUCCUGGAGCGGCUGGUGCAGUGGCACCUGCGGCGCGGCUUGGACUCCGACAGCCAGGGGGCGCUGCUCAAGCUUUUCGAGAUGCUGAUCGGGCAGUCCCAGCAGCCCCUGCUGCGCCACAAGCCGGUGCUGCAGCCCCUCCUGUCCCUCCUGAGCGCCUGCGCCGACCCCCAGCUCGGCUCCCCAGCCGUGGAGGGCAGCCUGGUGCUGCUGCUGAACCAGGUGUGCGCGUGCAUGGCCCGCGAGCCCUCCGUGCUGGAGCUCCUCUUCCACACCGCGCCCCAGCAGGGCCCCACCAACCUGCUCAUCUUCUCGCUGCUCGUCCCCUUCAUCCACCGCGACGGCGCCAUUGGGCAGCAGGCCCGCGAUGCGCUGCUCCUGGUCAUGGCCACCUCCGCCGGCAACCAGGCUGUGGCGAAGUACAUCGUGGAGAACUCCUACUUCUGUCCGGUGCUGGCUACUGGCCUGAGUGCCCUGUACUCUUCCCUGCCCCGCAAGAUCGAAGUGCGCGGAGAUGACUGGCACGCGCUGAGGAGGGAAGACUGGAUCGGAGUCUCGUCUCUCGUUCUGUUCAUGAACUCCCUGGAGUUCUGCAAUGCUGUCAUACAGGUGUCUCAUCCUCUGGUGAAGAGCCAGCUGGUGGAUUAUGUCCACAACGGAUUCCUAGUCCCCGUAAUGGGGCCUGCGCUUCAUAAGUCCUCAGUGGAGGAGAUGAUCGCCAGCACUGCCUACCUAGACCUCUUCCUGCGCAGCAUCACGGAGACGGCCCUCAUCAAGACCUUCCUGCGCUUCAUCCUGCUGCAUCGGCAUGACAAUGACACCAUCCUGGACACGCUGCUCACCAGGAUCAGCUCCAACUCACGGCUGUGCAUGGUCUCACUGAGUCUCUUCCGGACGCUGCUGUCCUUCAACUGCGAAGACCUGAUGCUUCAGCUCGUUCUCAGGUACCUGCUGCCCUGCACACAUGUCAUGCUGAGCCAGCGGCGUGCCAUUAGAGAGCCAGAUCUCUAUGGCAAAUCGGCAGAUAAGUUCCUGUCCCUCAUCCCAGAGUGCUGCCGAUUCGAUACAUUGCCCCCUAGUGACCGGGAGGAAGAUUCCACAUUCUGGGCCAAAGGCCCGGGCAGUCCCAGCGUGGAGUCUCCUGUCUCCAAACCCAGCACCCCGUCCCGCCUGGCGAUGUUCAUGCGCCAGCAGAGCGGCGGCAGUUCAGAGCCUCCUCAGUCGCCCCGCAGCGGGGGAGCUACCGGGGCGCUCUCGCCAGACAGCCCCAUGCACCAGGCCUCGGAGGCGCCUGACUCGGAGAUGGGGUACCUGGAGUACCUCCGGGACGCGCGCAGGAACAUCGAGCUGUGCUCCUGGGCCUGCCGGGAUUGGUCGGCCCCUUACGACGGGGAGGACCCCUCUCCCGUUUGUGUGGCGCCUCCCCCCCCUCCACCCAGUGGCUUUAACAUCUUCACAGAGCACUUUUCUAACCAGCAGGGGCUGCCCAGCCGGCCUCGGUCGGACUGGGAGAGCUCCGAGCGUGACAGCGGAGAAUGGGACAUCACUUUUGGCAAGAACUGCAUUAGCGUGACGCCCCGCACCAAGAAGCGCAGCCUGCAACGCGAAGGCCCCGAGCCCACCCCUCCCUCCCUCCACCCGGGGCCUGCCCAGAGGGUGCAGAGGCUCCCAGCCGGGCCAGAGGGCCAGCAGCCCCUCCUUAACGGGACGGGGCAGUCGGGGUUAGAGUCGCGGGACAGGCAAGACGGGGGCAUGGAGGUGAAGAAAGUUCGGAUUGACCCCGGAGAGAACUGCACAGGCCAAAGCCAGGGUGACGUCUGCCCGCCUGAACCACACCGGCUGUAUCAGGGUCAGGGGCCACAGGGCCACGAAGAGAGGACACAGGCUCUUUCUCAGGGGUCUCAGCCUCAUGGUCAGGCCACACUGGGGAUGCAGGCUGGCGAAGGCCAAGAGUCUCUUCCUGGUGAGCAGACGGUGGCUAGGCAGAGUCUGGAGUCGGUAGAGAGCCUGAUCGAGGAGCUACUAGACCGGGUACCGGGAGAUGCCAAUGGAUCAGGUAUCAGCAUUGAGGCUUUCAACCAGGAGCUGACGGAGCUGGAGGAGACGGUGAGAAAGAGGAGGGCCUCCAGAGCCGUGGAGGAGCCCGGCAGCGCCAAAGACUGCGCCCUUAACUCUUCCGCUCACAAGAACGACGAGGAGAGAGCUCCUUCCCCAGAUGGUGACCUCGCAGACCCCAAGCCAGAGAGCACAGGGCCUGCUCUGUGCACCCCAACACGUGCCCCGGGGCAGCCUGUCAGCCAGCCCUACACAGGUCCCUUUGUUGCCGUGCUGUUUGCCAAGCUGGAGAACAUGCUGCAGAACUCCCUGUACGUGAACGUCCUCCUCACUGGAAUUCUAGCACAGUUAGCCUGCUACCCCCAACCCCUGCUCCGCUCCUUCCUGCUAAAUACCAACAUGGUCUUUCAGCCCAGCGUCAAGUCGCUUAUCCAGGUCCUGGGCUCAGUGAAAUACAGGAUUGAAGCUUUUGCGGCAACUCAGGACAACUUCCCAGCCAUGCUUCACAAAGCCAGGAGGUACCUGGUGGCACGUGGGAAACUAGACUGGGCCGACUCUCCCGUGGCUGUGCCAAACCUGCGCCGGUCUGAUACACUAGUUAAAAGCCGGAAAACCUCUAUUGGUGACUUGAUCCUUCGCCACACCAACAGCCCGACCCGGGCCCGUCAGGCAGCCCAGAUGGCAUUUGCCCACGUCCGGGAUGGCGGACAGGUCCUGCACAGUGCCCUUUUCAGGGGUUCGACGGCGAGCUCCGUGGAGCGCCAGACUGAGGCCCUGCGGGUGAAGAAUGCCGUCUACUGUGCGGUCGUGUUCUGCGAGUUCCUGAAGGAACUGGCCGCGCUGGCGCAGGAGCACGCAGUAGCCAUGCCCUUCCCCCGCAGUCAAGGCACAGAGGAGUGACGCUCUUCCAGCCAUCCACACCAGGAGGGCACCAGGAGGCAGAUGCUGUUCCAACUGACUUUUUGAUAGCUGAUAGCCUGUCCGCACAACAGGAUUUGGUUCGUCUGGAAAACAGUGGCGAGGUCAACAUUCAAUUCAGAAAUGAGCUGCAUGGGGUCAUUUGCCAUGUGGCGUUGGCAUCAGUUUGCUGCAUUAGGUUAAAUGAGAAGAACGCAAAGGUCUUUGUAAAGGUUUGUUUAGGCAGGAAGUGGGCCAUACACACAGAUGCUGCAGGAUGUUCAAAUUUCCUGGUAGCUUUGGCAGUAAAUGCAAGAAUACCCAGGGAAUUGGUAUGGAGAGUGGAAGAAAGAAAGUAACCAGACAUCAAGUUUUUUGCAAUGUACUUGUUCUGUUACUGUGGAUGUGACAAAGUCUUAAUGAGCACUCUUCCUCUUUCUCCCUGGAGUUUCCUAGGCAAACUGAAAGAAUGACCAAAGCAGAAUUUUUUAUCAAUUUUAUUAGAAGUUACUAUCAUGAGAGGACAAUCAGUUGGAUACACGUCAGGGUUGUAUUCAGUCUUGUGGUGUGUUCUGCACGUGAAUAAAAAAGAACAGACGUGAUAUUGAUACAAAACAUGCAUAAAUAGACAUGCAGGUCAAGAUGAUUCUUAUUUAAAUAUGUAGAUGCAGAGCCAAUAAACUGUAAAUAACCAAGGGCAAAAAAGUUGUCUGUAAACCUUUUUGUAAAAAAGAAUGCAUCUGAAAUUGGAGUUGUAAAUAAUAUCUUAACAGUUGUCCACACAAGCAAUAGCUUCAUAAAGAUUUGUGAAACCUGCAUUAAUUUAAUGCAUUAAUUUUUGGCAAUGCAUUAAUCAUGCAGCCAUUUAUAGAGUUAAAGCCUUUGCACAAUCCACAUUAUCCAGAUGAGUCCCUCCUCCAUGUGUACAUAGUACACCUUUCGGCCUAGUAUUGUCACUACCUGUGGCACCCUGCCUCCCUCCAGAGUUUCUCUAAUUGAGCUAUUUGAUUUGAAAUACAUAUUUCCUUAUUUGUAAGGAAACUUCACACAAGCUUCACUAAAUUCUUCUGUGAUAUAUACACUAAUACAUCACUGGCUGGAUCCUGACUGAUAAACAGGAACAAUAGAAUAUUCAAUAUUUCUUAUAGUGUAUAUCAAGUAGGCACUUCUAUGUUUUAGAACUGUAUAGAUACAGUACAUGUGAUAACUUAUUCUAGCCACCCUCUACCUGGCGAUGUGUUGGGAUAUUUAUUACAAAGAUUGAGGAAGAUUCCAAAACACACAGUAUUGUAUUUUCCAGAUAGGCAGAGUAAAAAAAAAAAGUUCAGUAUUGCAUAAAGAGAUAAAUGUAUAUCAUUCUUGCAGUUACUGCCACCUAAUGUUUAUCAAGGUGUUUUUUGCAGAUAAUGAAGACAGCUGGUCUAGUACUCAUCCAAAAAAAUGAACCAAGAUACCUUUGUGUUGCAAACACAGGUAAAGAAAGGCAGUCCAUUUCUGCCCUUGGUACAGUAGUAUGUAACGGUAUCUGUAGAAACAAAUAAGUCACACGUGUGAAUGGUCUAUGAGCUGUGGGAACAGUUGAAUAAUGCUGACUGGCACUACUUUGAUACCUUCCUCUGAAAACAUCUACUAGAAGUUGUACAACCUUUACCGUUUUAAAAACGAUUCUGUCGGUGAUGGCACCAUUUUAAAAUUCUCCACAGACCGUGAACUCAUGCCUCGCAUUUGAUAAAAAUAUAACCACGCAUAUGAGCUGUACAUCCAUAUUCAUGUUUAUAUAUGUUUUUAUACAUGUGUGUAUGUGCACACAGGUUGGGCGGGACAUACAGGAAUGCCUUGCCAACUGCCGGAUUACAAACCCACAAAAGCAAUGUGUCCACUUGUGACUCACAUGGCCUUCUCAUUUCAAAUCAACCUUUGUUAUCCUACACAUCACACUCAUCGACCUUUCCGGUAUGAGCUCUUUCAUGCUGUAACUGUUAUACUUAGGGAACGCUGUUCAGUCUCCCCACACUGGGUCCUUGUGCGGUGUCCUAAGAGAUUAGAAGAGGCUGACCCGCUGCUCAUAGAGAAACCUUGAGCGGGGAGGCCCAUGGGAGUUAGACUCCCCUGUUUGCAUAUUGCAAAGUGUUGGUGACCUGUAUGUUGGUGACACUAGCUUUGCGAAAAUGGAGACUGCUGGAUUGAAGACUAGAUCCUGUCAGAAGUGCCAAUAGGAAGCCUUGUGAUUCGUGAGAAGGUGUUGAAAAUCUGCAUCCAGCAUUUGGAGAGUUCUGGAGAGAGAAGGGGUUCGUACCCCUAAAGACUGGGUGGAAAAAUUCAAGAAGCCGCUGAGCCUCAGCAGAUCACCAGGCUGCUGUCAGUUGAAGUGAAGAGUCCAAAGGUGGAGAAUGUCGGUGCUAAUGAAACUCAAAUGUUUUCUAGGCCAGUGCUUAACAGGCCAUUCAUUUUGAAGCUGAGAAGUCUGUUCCAGGAUUCAAGAUCAGCUAUCCUACUUGGUGGUGAUGCUGCAUACCGAAUCCAUGUUCGCAACUGUGGAUUCUCCAGCCUUGUUUCUCCCCUGGGUUUUCAAGAACAGAACCAUAGCUGGUGGUAAUAGUCUUGCUCGUAGGGAAAAGAGCCCUGUCCUUUCUUCUUCUGGAUCUGCACACAGCUCUACCAGAACACAAGUGUAUAUGUUAUCCUAUAUUUAGCUGGCAGCGAAAGUACGACCUUAAGUCACCAUAAUUGACUGACCAAAACAAACAAACUACAGAAAUAGUUAAAACAAUCGACAUUGAGAAUUCAAUCUGCAGUAAUCGAAACAACAGCAUUUUGUUGUAAAAUCUGAAAUAUGCUUCAUGGAGGGUGUCAGAACCCAGAUGUUCCUUGGCAUCAGACCUCUGGUGAUGGGGACGAGAAUGGGCAGCAGAAGAGGCAGAGCAGAAAAGAGCAGAACUGGCCAAUAGAUAGUGUACAUCUGUGUAUGGUAUUUAUGGAUAUAUGUACUGUAGCUUUUAAUGUGGAAAAGGUAGCAGAACAUCAGUAACAUCUUACUGUGUAAUAAACACUGUUUUCUCCACAAGUGAUCAUCCAUAAAGAGUCCUGCAGCUUUCUCGGCACUGUAGGAACUAAAUUCUUCCAGUUAGCACUAUUUAAAUUAAAUCAUAUCCAGUGUGUUGUGGAGGCUGGGGCAUGGGAGCAGUUGUGGGGUGGGAUAGGAAAGGAAGGACAUGAAUACAGAGGUGAGAGCUCAAGGAGGCUAAAGGGUUCGCCACAUUCUGGGAGCAGGGAAUAGAACCAGCCAUCUCAACAGAGUCACUUCUCUGCAUUACCUCCACGUCUGUCACUGAAACACCUGAAGUGACACUGAGAAAGAGGGCAGUGUUUAUCAGAAGACAUUUAUCAAAGUGGAGCCUACUGGUUCACUGCCCAGUCGUGCAGGAAUCGUUUUCAAAUAUAAAAGCACUACCGUAACAUAUCAGUGGCAUAGGACUGAUUCCAAGCAAGAGCCACACAGUCUUCCUGCUCGCAAAUCUUUAAAUACUGCUCAAAUCAACUGGACACCAGCCCAUUUCUGUCUGUCUUCUCCCAUGUUUCCAGAUAUAAGUGUGUUCAUGUGUCUGGUCAGGAAAGGUUUCAGGAGAAUCGUUCUGUACCAUUAUAAAAACACAAAUGGGUGCUUUUUCUGUAUCUUUGUGUAGCUUUGGUAUUUCAAGUUUGAUUUUUUUAUUUAAACCUUAACUGCCUUCUUGUUCUUCUUUUUAACAGUUGUUGUCAAGAUUGGUUUCUGUUUCUCUUGCUGUCUUUUAAAAGAUCGUCCAGCAUACUAUUUUCAGACUGUUGCCCCCAUCUUCUGCUUUUGUAAACCUUAUUCUCUAGCACAGUAGGGAAGGAAAUGUUUUAGUUUCCAGGGCAACUUGACAGGGCAACAGACUCCUCUUGCACAGCAGGUGAUCUGUUUCUGGUUUUGUGUGCUGCACUGCUCUCUCACUACUACUGAUGAAGCACAGAAAAACUGUGAAAUUACUAAUGUGUAGUGUGUUGGUCUAUAGAAAUCUACACAAAUUAUUGUAAUAAACUUGAAAUAUCCAGCUUCUAGUCUGUAUGUAUAUAGCACAUUAUGUAUACGAAUAUACAGUUCAUAAAACCUGAAACAAACCUAUCUGCUGUGCAGAUGUUCCCUGUUUUUUAUACUAGUCAGUGUUACUAAGAGAAUAAUCACCUUUUGCCUGUUUUUAAGCCACUGUAGCCGACACUACCCUCAUCAUAUACAGUAGGUGAUGCAUAUUCAUCUUGGGAAUUCUCCUCAGUUGCUGUUUAUCUGCUCUAAAUAGUGAAAUUUGAUCCUGCAAACCAAAGUGCCAAGUUUGUGAAGUUGAAAUGGCAGGUUUUACACCUGUGUCAGCCAUUUGCCAAAACCAGCAGAAACUGUUAGUUGAACUGUGGGUCUGACUUGUCUGCAUGUUGACGCCUGUUGUAUGUGGAAAUUAGUUCUUGUGCAUAGGCUUAUGCCAAGCUCUCAUGUGGGAGAGUAAUGGGUCAGGCACUUGAGAGAAACGGUUUUUGUCCAUAUUGUAUUGUACACUACACUGGCACAUCCUCUGGCUCACAAGUACACGGUGCAGCACAUAGUAUAAUUAAGAUUGCUUCAUUUGUCCUUGGUUUGGAAUCGCCAGUGUCUUUUGUAACCUGCCACAGUGUGAACGGGUUGGGUGGUGCAGCUCUUUGAGUUCUGCUUUCCCACAGUUAAACAACGACAGGAGGGCUCUGUCUCAUGUCCAAAAAUCAGCCCUGGCAGCUUGACUUCUUUUUUCCUCACCCACGUAGACCAUCAUUAUGCUCCCGACAGUCAAUAUGGGCUAACAGAUAUAAAAAAAUCAGUCAGUUUUUCAUUGCAGUGUUUUCGAUUAGAGGUCUUUUUUUAAAUGUUUUAAGGAUUCCUAUUUUUAUUCUGCAGAAGGUAUAAGAGAUAGCUCAUGCUUUUAUGUUUCAGUGUUUAAAUGUUUUUAAUUAGUAUCCUUUACUUUAAUGUGCCAGCUCAAUGCAAGCGAUUAAACAUCCAGAGUUGCACUUGUUAAGGGCAAGUCACAAAAGCAGUUUGAGACUCUCAGUCCGUCCCAAGCUUCCACAGAUAACAUCCUUGAAAUCUGCAUCUGCCAGCUCCACAGAGCUCUUGGAGCUCUGUAUUUACCUCUUUCUUUCUGUACUGAACCGUAUGUAAUGCAUUUAGAUCCAUAUGUGUUAUAUGAAAUUAUUAUAGGUUAUUCCAGAAGAGAUUAGUAGUUUUCAGUACUUACUGUUCAUGAGUUCCAAUCCAUUGCUGCCAAUGAUUUUCACAAUUUGUUAGCAUUUCAUUUACCUUCUAAAAACCCCUGCUCGUUGUAAUGUAUAUUUUGGUAAAGUGCUUGAUAAGUCUGGUCGUAGAAGAUCUUACAGGGCUUCUUCCCAUUAUAAUUACUGUGUUGCUUUGAUUUAAUCAAUGGUGUCUUUGGUUAGCUCUCCUCAAGCAGUUCUAGAAAUAAGGAUAAGGAAUAUGUCAUGUGUGAGGCUGCACAUAACAGCUGUUGUAGCAUUUGGCUUGGGGUUCUUAUGGAAAAGGUUAAAAAUGACACAGACAUGAUUAGCUCUUCAACCUGAGGAAUUGCUUACAGUGCUUUGUUAAUUAACACAUUGUGUGAAAAAAACUAGUAAAUCAGU
Lepisosteus oculatus (spotted gar) is the source of this 9852-nucleotide messenger RNA. The record is from RefSeq and is a predicted model, not a curated record. NCBI's taxonomy places the organism in Eukaryota, Metazoa, Chordata, Actinopteri, Semionotiformes, Lepisosteidae.